AUGCUUGCAAGAGGAAAAUACAGCUGUGAAUUGAACAAUUCAACACAUGGCGAGCAUGAACGAGACCUUGUACCUGACCAAGAUCACUUUUAUCGUGGAACCAAAGUAAGAUGACAAAAACUUAAAAAGUUAUUUCUUGCAAAUGUUUUAAAUGUACUGUGUUUCCAGUUGUUAGAAACGGUGAAGAACCGAAACGUAAAUACUUGUGUUAUUUAGUCUAAAUGACUAAUACCGUCCUUGUUGUUUUGUACCGGUGGAAUAGACGGGACAUAUCUCUUGGAAAAUUAAGUAUGUCUACCAAAAGUUCUGUCACUUUUAGCCAAAUGACAUUAAAAUAGCAGCUAGGGUGACCAAAAAGUUGACUUCGGGUAAACAAAACUAAACAUCAGAAAGGCCCAGUAAAGCCGGUUGUUAAAGAAGGAAACCAGGCACACAUUAAAAAAAACUUGAGAAAUCCCUGCUAACGAAACAAAUUUAGUGGCCAACUGAAAACUCUAGGGAGACAAUGCCGCCCCCCUUGCAAGAUUUAAAAUCACAUCAAGCUUGCUAUAUUGAUUAAGCCGAAGGAUAUUACAAAAAUUGCAUUUAUAUUUAUUGUUUGACUAUGAUUUUAAAACAUCUCCGAAACAUAGUGCCUUUCGCGGCGAAAGAGCAUUCAAACUUUUUUCUUUCAGAAUGUAUGCUCCAACUCUCCUUGUCAAAAUAACGGAACGUGUCAAUCAGGCUUCACCAAGAAAGGAUAUCGAUGUUUGUGUCCCGAUGGUUGGACAGGUGGAACAUGUAAGAUGGGUAAGGCUCAAACAUAGAGUUCUUCACUAAACACUAAACCAUAAAGUUUUCUUGACCUUUUUUCAGACAAGGAAAUGUACAAAAAAGCGUGAUUCACGUGCAAAGUUCGUUGUUUGGCUUUUUGCUGUUCUCGUAGCCGUCGCUUAAGCUCGCAGUUUUCAUGUCGACAUGAAAAGCUCUCCAGUAUUGUAUGAAACGCCUGUUCACACUGCACAAAAGAGUGGCAUACAGAACCCUAUCCGAUAUGUGACGAUCCACUUUCGAGAUCGGUGCGGCAUUGCUUCACUCCUUUAUUACAGAUGUUGCACCGAAAUCACCGUCCUCGCAUGUGUGGAAAGAAUAUAUCCAAUAUGGCUUUUGUGCCGGUUGCAAGAGCUAUCGGCAGGGGAGCUGUCUUGUAUAGCCUUAAACUCUCAUUCACGAUUUUAUUCACUAUCAUAAUCUAGAUAUUGAUGAAUGCGAUGAAAGGAGUCACAAGUGUAGUAAGAAUGCGACUUGUAUAAACACGAAAGGAUCUUACAGAUGCAAGUGCAAACAUGGUUUCCACGGUGACGGCUACAACUGCACAGGUAUCCCAGUGUUUUAUCUUUCUGCUUAAAAUUUUAAACAGAAUAACAACACACUUAUUUUUUUUCGUUUGUCGAGUGUCUCAGAAUUUUCUAUGGCGAAGAAUUGAUGUUCAUCACAAUAUGCUGUAAUCUUCAGCAAUGGGCAGAGCUGCUGUAAACGUUAUUUUUUCAUUAGAUAUUUUUUGUUCAGUUAAGCAUAAUUAGUCACAAUCUGUUAAGGGAGCGGUCAUUAACUAUUGGGGGGGAGGGCCGUUAUUAUUUGAAAAGCAAGGGCCCAAAAAAUUUUAGCCCCUCUCAGGUUAACAGCCCAAACAUUGUAACCCUCCCCUGUAAUAACAUUUUGAGUAUUCAAAUGUUGCAUCGUGAGAAUCCAUAUGAGCGUAACUUUGAGACAAUUUUUUCAUUGGAAUGAAAAAAAAGUGUUAGUAUUCACAAUAUUUACAAAACCCAAUUUUUUCUUUUUGUUAGUUCAAUAACCACACAACAGUGCAAUAACCACACCAGUAGUUCAAUGACCACACAUUAGUUCAUUAGCUGCGGAAAAAAUAGCCACAACUACGUUAGAUAUUUUUUAAUUAGAAUGUGUAGCAUUAAGUAAGUGAUAAUCAUUUAGCAACGAUACAAGAACUAAAUUUACAAAUAGCUAUUGUACAUUGUUAUAAAGUUUUAGUGAGCUCACUAAUAUAGACAGGAACCUGCAGGAACAUAGAUUGAUGUUAAUUAAGAAGUUCUAGUCUGCUCAGAAGGUCUGUCAUUUUCAUCACGGGCACAGUGAACAGACCUGGAAAGAGAGUAAGCGCUGAAAAGGGAAAGCUAACUCGGUCCGGAGAAAAAUUCGGAUACUAAAUAAACCGAAAGAGCGCGCGUUGAUAAAGCAGACAACAUAACGGUUAGCGGUGGAUGAAACCUUGUUUUAACUCUCUUUCCUCACGUUUCAAACUACUGGUGUGGUUAUUGAACUAACAAAAAGAAAAACUUAAUUGGUAAAUAAAUAGUGAUGGCGGGGCCGAUGAUGAUGAUGCCACUGAAAAAUGUCAGGAGGAGGAAUCAGGAAGUGCCUUUGUUAUUUACUAGGGCACUGCAAUGGAAGCAUACGACAGUAGCAGUUCAGAUGACCCUGGCCCCUACUGGAACACAUUCAAAUGCGCUCCUUACUAUCAGCCUAUUGACUAAUCGUUACAUCUUCACUGUACAUAUGUAUACUGUACAUAUAAAAAUACUAUGUUGCAUUUGUUGAAUAAGAAGAACAUUCUGUUCCUGUUACUGUUUAAGACUGACUGAGUUUUGUAAAAGAAGGAUUCGUAUGAACUGGACCACUAUGAGUUAAAAAAACAAAUACAGAUCGAGUACCAGUCAUAACAAGAAAAAAUACAUUUUCAGUUAUAAUAACAUAUCAUCAACUAUCCGUGCACUCUUGAUCGCGGCUCGUUUUAAGAAGGGCUUUCAUGAAAUUAUCUGUCAUUCAGAUGUAUUAUAAUACAGGAAAAUCACAUGACGAUGACGUUGAUUAAACACCAAAGCCAAACUAAAACCAUGGGCUAUUUUCAAAGCCAUUUCAAAGUCAAGCAAAUUGGAAGCGAUUCCGCGUUAAGUCACUGCUCAUCUCCAGCCAAUCAGAGUGCUGUUUAACCGUGUGAUUCAGCUUUGAGUAUGUAAUUCUGUUAAUGUUACUUGCACGGCCAUCGUAUUUCAAGCAGUGCUUCAUAUUUCUGUAGCACAAAACCCAUUUAAUAGUACGCGCACAUCGCCAAAGGUGCCCAGAAAUUCUAACCCUCCCCUAAAUGCGGGCCCAGAAAAUUUUAGCCCUCCCUAAAUGGGCGCCCGAAAAAUCGCAGCUCUUCCCCAAAAUUUACCAGCCCUCCCCCCAAUAGUUAAUGACCGCUACCUAACUAACGUUUUGCAUGCGAAAAAGAAGGGAGUUGUGGGAGCUAAAUUGAAAGAAAGACCGGUCUUCUAGCUUUCUUUCAUUAUAAGGCGGGGGGGGGGGGGGGGAUCACAAGGGAGGAAUAGGAGCCUUAUUGGGACUAAAAGAAUUGAUGAUAUUAAAAAAUAAUUUUAGAUACUGAGGAAUGUAAAAAGCAAAAAAAAAGGUGUAGCAAAAAUGCGACUUGAAGGAAACAAAACGGAUCUACCAGAUGCAAUGGUCCCGCCCCCCCCCCAAAAAUUAAAUAACGCCACCAAAAUAAAUGUUUAGAAGGGAAAAAGAAGGGGAGUUUGGGAGAAAAAAUGAAAAGAAGACCGGUUUUUCUUGUUUUUUUUAUUAAAAGGGGGGGGGGGGGGAGGGAUCACAAGGGAGGUAUAGGAGACUUAUUAGGACUAAAAGAAUUGAUGAUAUUACAAAAUCAUUCUAGAUACUGACGAAUGUCAAAAGCAAAACAACAGGUGUAGCAAAAAUGCGACUUGCACGAACACAGACGGAUCUUACAGAUGCAACUGCAAUACUGGCUUCUUUGGAGACGGAUUCAAGUGCACAGGUAUCACUGUGUUCUAUCUAUGGCGUAGAUGGUCUAAAGAAUUCAGAUUCCUGAAUCAACUGAUUGCGAGCCAAUUUUUUAAGGAAGGGAAAACACAGAUGGAAAAUAGGGCAACAGGGCAGCGCUCCUUUGCUUUCAGAGGAGCCAAACUUUGGAACUCCUUGAAUGAUAAUAUUAAGUCCAUAAAAUGCCCCAGGAAUUUUAGGCGUCAUAUUGCAAAUGUUUUAUUAAGUUGAUAAAUUUUUUGUAAUUAUAAUAUUAUUGUACUUACAUUCUUAAUUAAUUUAUAUAAAUCUGUAUUUUUUAUUCUAUUGAGCUGAAAAGCCCACUUAGGGAGCAUCAAUAAAGUGUAAGUGUAAGUGUAUAGCAUGCCUUGUAAACGGAUUUUAGGCAAACUAUCAAAUGAAUAAAGUAGUUUUCGUAUCGAUUCAUGGAUGUACGUCAUCGAUAUAAAGCCGUGUUUGAGGCGUCGUUUGAGGCCAAAUAGUCUCAUCGUAAAUAAUUUCCAAUACCCUGAGCGGCGGAGAGCAACUGACGAGCCCAUGUCGUUCCCAGGGUUCUCUCCUACCCGUCCCGGUAGGAGAGAGAACCCGGGAACAAGGUUGCUGACGAGCGACUAUAUUCGCAGGCUUAGCAAGAAGUCGUUGAAAGUUUUUUUUAUAUAUAUAGUUAAUGAUCUUCCAAUGGUUUAUUUCUGAUCGGCCUCGAAGAACAAAAAAGCGUCAAGUACAAUCGUAUCAUGGCUAACAUAAACUCGCAGGAUAACUUCAUGACUUCGCUUAGGGUAAUUUCAUGCAAAUUAUUGUUUAAGCUCGCAAUCAUUUUACACUGUGAACUUUAUCCUUUGUUCCCUCUAGUAUGUUACACCAUCUUUGAUUUCGAAGACCACGAUUUAUCAAAUUGGACGUUAAAUGGGACUGCAUUCAAUAAUCAGCCAACAUACGGAGACAACCCAUCAGAAAGGUUUAAAAAGGAAGAGAAUGGAAGGAAUGAACCGUCAAAUCACCGAGGGGAUUGGUGGAUUGGUACCUUCGAAAAUCGGUCCAGUUCUUCCCAGCCGGCAGGAGAAAAACAAGGUGAUGAACCUCAAGGCUCAAUGACGUCACCUGGUUUCUUAAUUAAUACAAACGUCCUCAGGUUCCUGAUUGGAGCAGGCUGUAAAGAUGUCCGCAAGGUUCGUGCUGAGCUUAUAGUUAACGGAAAUGUGAUUUUUGAAACAAGGGCUGAAGAGGUAUCUGCGAAUUGCAUCGAAACUAUGUCUGACAAAAGCUGGAAUGUGUCGCGAUUCACUGGUAGCCGAGCUCAAUUGCGUUUGAUUGACCACUCUUCGGAAGGCUGGGGUCACAUUAACUUUGAUCAUUUACAAGCUUGCCACAAACUACCUUAA
Porites evermanni is the source of this 5219-nucleotide messenger RNA. The record is from the annotation of a GenBank genome assembly. NCBI's taxonomy places the organism in Eukaryota, Metazoa, Cnidaria, Anthozoa, Scleractinia, Poritidae.